Molecule: messenger RNA, 3515 nt
Organism: Sebastes umbrosus (honeycomb rockfish)
Lineage: Eukaryota; Metazoa; Chordata; Actinopteri; Perciformes; Sebastidae
Product: zinc finger and BTB domain-containing protein 24-like
Exons: 5
Coding region: 391-2538 (715 amino acids)
Biological process (GO): regulation of transcription by RNA polymerase II
Molecular function (GO): DNA-binding transcription factor activity; RNA polymerase II cis-regulatory region sequence-specific DNA binding
Source: RefSeq, a predicted model, not a curated record
AUGAAUCUCAACAGUACAGCACCAUCAUAUCCAAUAUUAACAACAAAAAAGACUUUAUUAUAAUAUGAUGUAUAUAACAUAAACACAACCUCUGACAUUAUAACAUUAUGGUUUUUUUUUUGUACCUCAAUUAAUGAGCACGAGUUCAUUAAAGAAAGCAUGGUAAAAUGAACGGUAACUCCCUCAAGCAAGACAAGCCGGGAUACGCCUGGUGCCAAACUACGCGAACCCCCGCCGUUAAACCCCGCCCACUCAGUCAACCGCCAACACUGAGCAGAGGCGGCUAGCCGUUUGUUAGCUUCUGAUCACAGGAGUCCACACCGAGCUCCGUCUUCCUGUCCCCGUAAACAUCAAACUGUCUCAACCUGGAGGACAGACUUUAACUCCAGGAUGUGCUCCGUGGUCGGGUGUUACUCGGGUCGUCUCGGUGCUCAGCGGUUCAGGCUACCGGAGGACCCGGAGAGGAGGCUGGAGUGGGUUCAGUUCCUCCUGGAAGUCAACGAGCAGCGACUCAGAGAAUCCUCCUGGACUGACAUCACCGUCUGUAGACAUCACUUCACCGAGGACUGCUUCGUUAACCUGACUCCGACCGGCCCGGUCCAGCUCAGGUCCGGUGCUGUCCCUUCAGUGUGUGUCAAGACAGAACCAGACGAACCGGAACCGGGUCAGGAAUAUGAAGAAACCACAGAAAUUACUUUUCAAUAUGACGAAUUUAAAUCGUGUGGUAGUCCAUCUUCCUAUUCUGGAGAAUCAGGACUAACUUCAACAGCUGCCCAAGAAAGCCCAGCGCCAAGUGACGGUUCAGAUGGUUUCAUGUCAGAUUAUGGUCAGAUGCUUCAAAAAGUUGAGAACAUUGAUAUGAUCAGGAAAAAAGCCGCACUUCUGCAGAUGAAAGGGAAGUACGUUGUGAACGAAAAACGUCUCCUCCAGUUGUUCAGCCACAAGUGCCCGAAAUGUGGCUCUAAAGUAAAGACGGAGAAGGUCACCUGUGGGGUGCUCCUCGUCUUGAACCAACAGUGCCUUCAGUGUGACUACAGAAACCAGUGGAAAAGCCAACGCAACGCCAGUGUCCCAACAGAUGAAGAUCAACACCUGACAGAAGUAGUAGAAGUAGAAGUAACUCCAGAGACCCAACAGACGGCGUCAACAGAUGACAACGGCAGCUCUAUCGCAGGCAUGCCUGAGAUGGUUGCUGUUAGUGAUGACGAGAGUGAUCCCGUGGAUGAAACGGAGGAAUCAAAUAACGAAGGUGGCACGGAUUCAGACGAGGAUUGGAAUCCAGCGGGGGAGGUUUUACUGGCGGACGAGCUUCUUGAUGAAUCUGAGGAGGAAACCGACGAUGAAGAGGAAGAGGAAGAAGAAGAAGAAGAAGAUGGUGAUCUUCCACUUAAUCCCAAACACGGUCAGCUCUGCACAGAGUGUGGAAAGUUUUUCAAUAAUCAGAGGCCUCACACAUGUGAGCACAAAAUUAAACCCUAUUCUUGCAAUAUUUGCGGUAAGCGAUGUGUCACUGAGAUCGCUCUGAAUACUCACAGCAGAAUCCACGAUGAAAACUAUGAGUAUCCGUGCAAAUACUGUGAAGUUACAUUCAAAACAAAAGUGGACAAAAUUACUCACCAGCAGAUCCACCUAGCUCAAGGGAAACCCUACAAAUGUCCCGACUGUUCAGAGACAUUUGCCACAAAUAAGCAACGCAGAAUCCACCUGAAGGAUCACAGAGGCGCCGUACCGUUGAAAUGUCCCAUCUGUGGGAUUGACUUUACCUAUACCACUUCUAUUCAGAGACACAUGGCCGUGCACACAGGAGUGAAGCCGUAUAAGUGUGCAGUGUGCCAGCGUGGCUUCACCCAGGCAGGCCACCUGAAAUCCCACAUGCGUAUGCACACAGGGGAAAGGCCUUUUAAGUGUCAGCGCUGUGACAAAAGCUUCAAUCACAACGUGAGCUUGAAGAGUCACGUCCAGCGUUACCACUCAUCGAGCUCUGGACAUGAACGGAAGAAGGGUAAAAUAAACAAAACUGUAAGUGAUGCUCAGGAGAAUGGGAACAAGAGAGGCCCAGACUCUGGGCUUGACAACGUAGAGGAAGAACGUGAUAAAGAAGAGAAGGUGCAGAAGGAGAUGAAAGAUAUGCCAAAAUGUAAAAAGAGAAGCACAGGUAGACCCAUAGGAAGGCCGAAGAGAAAUUCAGCAGACGACAAAGGGGAAACACGACGCCGGCGUUCAAACACUAAGACUGCAAAACUUAAGGUGCAGAUGUUAAAGAGAACACGCUGCAGUGAUGAAGAAAGCGAGGACGAGCACGUGGAAAGUGACAUGUCCUUUGACCUGACUGAGGAGGAGGAAGAGGAGAAUAGUGAGAAAGUGACAUCGAGCACAAGCAGAGCAAGAAGAAAGGCAAACAAUUCUGACAGUGACUCUGAUUUUGACCCAGAAGAAAGAAAGAAAAGGAGGUACAGCAGCCAGAACAGGGGUAAAAGCUCAGGGAAGCGUAGGGGAAGACCAAGAAAGAAUCAAGUCGAUCAAGACGCUGAACAUUGAAGAAAAAAAAAGUGAGCAUUUAUUAAAAGAAAAACAAUUUAGAGUGUCCUACAGAAGUGGACUGUUUUCCAUGACAUAUUUGAACAUUUGAAGAGAAACUAAACAUGCUCACUUAGGCUCGGGUCCUUUCAAACUUCAUUAAGACAUGAUGUCACUUUGAUUUCAAGCUGCGUUUGAGUGCUGUUCACUGUUGUAUAUACUAUGGAAUCAAACUGAAUACAUUAGAUCAAAGGGGAAUAAUGGACAUUUUUUUAAAAAUUAUAUUUUGGAGGCCUUAUGACAUGAUGGCAAAAAUACUGCAGCUUGCUCACGUAAGCGCAUAUUGUGAAGGUGCGCCAGGAAACCACAAGGUGGCAGCGUUAUCGCGGUAAACAGUAACGGCCUGUCAGUGGCAAUAUGAGUGGAGUGUUGAAUUUCAACAACAUUUGCAAUAUAAAUAAACAAGCUGUCACUUUCUGAAUCUAUUUUAUGUUGACAAGAAACACUUAGAAGACCGGGAAACUGUGUCAUACCAUAUUGCCACUGACAGGCCGUUACUGUUUACCUUGAUGACGCUGCCACCUUGUGGUUUCCAAGCGUGCCCUCGCAAUAUGCGCGUACAUGAGCAAGUUGGAGUAUUUUUUUUCCAUCAUGUUAUACAGCCUCCAGAAUAAUAUCAAUGUUUUGAAAUUGGCCGUUGUUCCCCUUUAAACUGUGUUGCUGUUAAGUGCCUGUUUUCCUGUGUGUUGUAAAUGUUCAAUAAUUCCUGUUAUAUGCUUUAUUUGAAGACAAUACAGUGUUUUAAUUGGAAAGAAAAUGUCUCUACUUUCGGUCUUUAUAUUAUUCUGAUACUUGUGUUAUAAAUGGCAGAUUAUCAAAAUUCUAUAAAACUAAUUGUGGCAACUAAAUGGAUUGACUAGAUGGAUCAUUAAUUGUAUUACAUUUACAUCUGUGCUUUUCCUACUGUGACGUCAAGAUAUAAAUUAUUUUGUGAAGAA